UGAGUGCUGUAUCAAUGAACGAGGGGAUACGUAUGUUUAUUCCCAUGCAAUUUCCGAUUUGAUCCGAAUAAUUUUGCGCAAUCUUCGAGCAACGAAACUGCGAAGUGUACAACAUGGGGAAGGCCAGGUUUAACAACAAUCCAAGCCAGCGAUCUGACGUGUCAGUCACAUGGCUGCAGGCCGUACACCACUUCGCAGUAUUUUCCCUCUACUCGUUUGGAACCGUUUACGAUGCGACGCAGACUUUUCCUGUGUACAUGAAGAGCAAGUACGUGAACCCAAAGAUUUCUGCCAUGAGCAAUGGAUCGGUACUGAAACACAAAUCGUUGCAUCUCACAUCGUGGUGUGCGGUUUUUCAGUUGACGUAUUUCUUCAUAUGCUGCGUCAGCGAUCUAGUCGCCAGCUCAGGAGCUCACAGUCCGUUAACUCGGAAGAUUGCAGCAUUCAGGGAUUGGUUCUUGGCUGCAGUAGCAUUCCCAAUAGGAACUCUUGUGGUGACAGUGUUUUGGGGACUCUGGGCGAUAGACCGAGAGCUGAUAUUCCCAAAAAUACUUGACGAGUUCUUUCCAGCUUGGCUCAAUCAUGUCAUGCAUACAACAGUGCUACCAAUUCUGCUCCUUGAUAUGUUCCUGGUCAGACACCGAUACCCCUCCAAGCUGACUGGAAUACUUGGUCUAGCUGUCGUAGCCCUGUCGUAUCUCUCAUGGAUUUUGUGGCUUGGUUUUGUAGCCGACAUCUGGGUCUAUCCUUUCCUGAAAGUCAUGGAAGGUCCAGUCUUUGUUGGUUUUAUCCUCACAACAUCUGUUCUUCUUCUCGGGAUGUACCUUGUUGGUGAAAAGGUCUCCAAAGUUUUCUGGCGUGGCCACACAGACUACGACUUUGAGAUGGCAAAGUUAGAUUAAUGGAUGGCAUUCCUAGACUGUUCUAAAACACUCCAGUCAUUCAUCAAAAAUGAGCCGGUCUUCAUCAACCGUCAUAUGACGGGCUGUCGACCAAUAGGAAUGGGUAAAGUGUCUUUGGUAUUUAUGAAUAUAAUUUAAUAGUUAUAAGCAUUGCAAAGUGUAUACACAAAAAAAUCAUGAAAAGAGAUUAUUGUCAAACACACUUUAACAUUGUAAACAACACUUUUCCAGGGAACAAUCAACCAAGAAAAUCAAUGAAGCCAUAAAUAUAUUGUGCUAAAGUCUUUUAUAAUUUUAUUUGCGGUUUGUGAAGAUGAAGAUAUUUUGUGUGGAAAAUAUAGAAAAUUUGAGGUGAAAAUAUGUUGUUGUUUUUUUACAAUUUGUAUUUUGUAAAUUUAAGUUUGCGGGUGAGAUUUUGCUUAGUACAUUUAGUUCUGUGCUUGAUGUAGACAUAGUUAACACGCACACAGCAAUCACUCUUUGGUAAAUAGUGAAGUACAUGUAGUAAGCAUUGUGGUGAUAUCCUGAAUGCCUUGGAGAUGGUCAAGAUAUAAUGCUUGAAACGUUGAACAAUUUAGGGUUCCGUAAGACCACAGAUCAUGUAGCUUGUCAGUUAAGAGGAAUAAAUCAUGCCAGAAAUUGCGACAGUGGCCAGUUAUCAUUUAAAAAUAUAUAUAUUUAAAUCCAGUUUUUAAAUUAUUUCAUUAAAAUCUAUUGAAAGAAUAUGUAAUAUUGACUAAGUGUCUGGAAUUCAAACGAUUAUUUUAUUUCCUAAAACAUUAAAUUAUGAGCUUUGUUUGGUAUUAGCAAUAAAGUCUUAGGUUAAUUUGUGCCUGUCUACAGGGCGAGUCAAAAAAAAAAA
Molecule: messenger RNA, 1764 nt
Organism: Patiria miniata (bat star)
Lineage: Eukaryota; Metazoa; Echinodermata; Asteroidea; Valvatida; Asterinidae
Product: androgen-induced gene 1 protein-like
Exons: 6
Coding region: 114-902 (262 amino acids)
Cellular component (GO): membrane; endomembrane system
Source: RefSeq, a predicted model, not a curated record